CACAAGCCGUAUUCUAUACGGCCGGUGUCGUACAUUUUGCAGAAUCACCAUGGCGUCUAUGUUGAAAGAGACCGCGGGGCUGUAUGAAACACUGAAAACGGAAUGGAACAAGAAAAAUCCAAAUCUGAACAAAUGUGGAGAAAUUUUGAGUAAACUCAAGAUCUCAUUAUUGGAACUUAACUUCUUGCCUACAACCGGGACCAAGCUCACUAAACAGCAGCUUAUUCUAGCUCGUGAUGUUCUGGAGAUUGGUGCCCUGUGGAGUAUUCUUAAGAAGGACAUCCCUUCCUUUGAGAGAUACAUGGCCCAGCUGAAGUGCUACUACUUUGAUUACAAAGACGAGUUGCCAGAGUCGGCCUACAUGCACCAGCUGCUGGGCCUGAACCUUCUCUUCCUGCUGUCGCAGAACCGAGUGUCAGAGUUCCACACAGAGCUUGAGAGACUGAGCGCACGAGAUAUCCAGACUAACGUUUACAUCAGGCACCCAGUUUCUCUUGAGCAGUACCUGAUGGAGGGAAGCUACAACAAGGUGUUUCUUGCUAAAGGAAACAUCCCUGCUGAGAGCUACACUUUCUUUAUUGAUAUUCUGCUUGACACUAUUCGUGAUGAGAUUGCCGGAUGCAUAGAGAAGGCAUAUGAGCAGAUCCAGUUCAACGAAGCGACCAGGGUACUUUUCUUCUCUUCGCCAAAGAAGAUGACAGAGUACGCCAAAAAGAGGGGAUGGACUCAGAGCUCAGAUGGGUAUUACUCAUUCAGCACUCAGCAGCAGCGGACAGAAGAGGUGACCAUCCCGUCCACAGAGCUGGCACAGCAGGUCAUCGAAUACGCACGACAGCUGGAAAUGAUUGUGUAGUUCAUCUUGACAAUCCCACAACACCACACAUACACACACACACACACCAGUUACAUAGCAAUCUCCUUGUAUGAUAUAUGUAAACAAACAGUCAAGACUGGUUGAUUUAUCAGUUUCACUAAAUCAAACACCCAGUCUGGCCUUUGGGCUUAUACUUAAAAGGGAUUUACUGAACCAAUAAAACUGUGGCAUCAUUCAAGGGGCCAGUCUGUUCAGUGAUUUCUAACAGGUCCACAUCUGGAAAGUGUUGAAGAGUGUACAUUCAAACUUUAGUGUUGAGGUGGCAGAUGUUUGACAUUGGACUGUUUUGAUGGCAGAAAAUUAUUCAAUUUGGUCAAGUUGAGUUAUGACUGUUAGAAACGGUCCAAUCUCAGUCUAAUUACAAAUAUAAUAUUCUUCUCCAGUUUAGUGACUAUAAUAACUUUUGCCUUUCAGUGUCACACAUAAUAAUGGGGAAUUACUGAAUUAAACCAAGUAUUUUGGUAUUCAGUAAUCAGUUGUACUAAGUUUAAGCACCUCAUUGUGUAUACAAAGUUAAUGGUUUUUCCUUGGCAGUGCUCACAGAACUCAAUUUCAAUGCCCUUGCCUUGUAUCCUAGCAACUGACAAAGAGAAUUGCUGUUAAAGUUUGUGGGUGUUUUAGUAUCUACCUGUCCCCACAAGAUGUUUUGUAAUCAGAUUGAUCUGGAAAAUACAAAUGUUUCUCUCUUGAUAAGAAUGGUUCCAAAAUAAACCUUUUUUUCCUGA
Messenger RNA from Osmerus eperlanus (European smelt), 1599 nucleotides. RefSeq names its product proteasome 26S subunit, non-ATPase 8 (gene psmd8). Bases 50 to 853 code for a protein of 267 amino acids. The transcript is spliced from 7 exons. Gene Ontology annotation, cellular component: cytosol; proteasome regulatory particle, lid subcomplex; nucleus. Gene Ontology annotation, biological process: proteasome-mediated ubiquitin-dependent protein catabolic process. The record is from RefSeq and is a predicted model, not a curated record. NCBI's taxonomy places the organism in Eukaryota, Metazoa, Chordata, Actinopteri, Osmeriformes, Osmeridae.